AUGAGCAGAAAGCAAAGGAUUUGUCCGUACAGGAUGAUUCCCAAAUGGCCUUUUUGUGACUUGGAAAAUGUGAAUCAUGCAAAUAUGGAACGAACCUUUCCGCUUCCAGCUGAUGCUUCUUAUUCUAAAAUUUGGAAUGAAUAUAUUGUCAAGUUGAGUGGGGUACUUUGUUCUUUCAUCGUUCCUCCUGAAAAUGAUAAACCUCACCAUGUCCAAGCAAACACUGGUCGAAUUGGAAUGCCAAUUUCUGCAGCAUAUGUUGAACUUUCAAUUAAGUGGCUUGUGGGGGUUCUUCGUACAGUCUUUCCAUGCAUCAGGGCUUGCUCGAAUCAAAAGGAGUUGCCUAACCAUUUAUGGGUCUUUGCCAAUGUUCUACAGCACUGUGUUCUUGACGCCUUUAAGAAGGUUCUUGUUUCAUCACCUGUAUCACUUGAAGCAUUCAGGGAAGAGGGGAUAUGGGACCUUAUCUUCUCUGAGAAUUUUUUCUAUUUCGGACCAGAAUCAGAAGAAAUGGCUGGAGAGUGUUGCAGUUACAAUCAAGGGUUCCCAGGACAGCAUGGCAGAAACUUGCCCUCUAGUAGCAUCACCAAUCAAACAAAGAUUAGUAGUUUUGAAAUCCUUCAGAUGGAGGUGAUUUCAUUUGUGGAAUUUGCAGCAACUUGCAAUGGAAUUGUGGAUAACGUGCCUGAGGUGUCUGUUUUAUUGGAUGCCUUUGAACAAUGUGCAUGUCAUCCUGACAUUGCCAUUGUUCUCGCAAAGAGUCUACUACAUAUAUUGCAGCUUUCGCCUGAGAAAACUAUCGACUCCUUCAAGUCUCUAAAUGCAGUUUCUCGGGUCCUCCAAGUUGCAUGUAUCCAAUCUGAAGAGUUUCGAAGGUCUGGAAAUAUAAGCCCUUCUCUUGAGAGUAAAUUAGCACCACUUUGUAGCGAUCAGAGACCUGAUUCAGAAAAGAUGGCCCAGAGUUGGUUUGCAUGCAUGGAUACAUGCAUGAUGCUCUUCACAAUUUUUUUUUCAAUAGCAGAUGAUGCAGGGAGUUUGGUUUUGUGUGAUUGGACUUGCAUCGAUUGUUUGUUUGAUCUAUUUUGGGAAGAAAGCAUGAGAAAUCGUGUGUUUGAGCACAUCCUUGACCUCAUGAAGGUGCUUCAUCGUACUUCAUGUUUGCUUGACAGUUUCUUUGUUGUCACUGUCAAGGCAACUGAACUUAACCUUUUUCCAUCUUGUCAGAUAGUUCCAUCAUCUUUGGAAGCUCAAAAGGCAAAGUUGCAUCUGUGUUCAAAGUAUUUAGAGACGUUCACUCAAAUAAAGGAAAGGGAGACAAGUUUUGCAGAGCUGUCUAUUGAUCUAUUGGUUGGCAUGAGAGAGAUGCUCAUGACUGAUCCUGCUGCCUUGUUUCGUGAUGGCGAAUGCUUUUUGCAUGUUGUCUCAUUACUAAAUGGUAAUCUUGAUGAGGUGAAUGGAGAGAAGUUAGUUCUAAAUGUCCUUCAGACUCUGACCUGCCUCCUUGAAAAUAAUGAUGACUCAAAGGCUUCAUUUAGAGCCUUAGUUGGCAAGGGUUAUCAGACAUUGCAAAGUUUGAUAUUGGACUUUUGUCAAUGGCGUCCAAGUGAAGCACUUUUAAAUGCACUGCUUGAUAUGCUUGUCGAUGGAAAGUUUGAUAUAAAAGCAAGCCCUCUUGUAAAGAAUGAGGAUGUGAUCAUACUUUAUCUGAGUGUUCUACAGAAGAGCAGUGACUAUUUGCGGCACUAUGGUCUCAACAUGUUCCAGCAACUGCUCAGGGAUUCCAUUUCCAACCGAGCCUCAUGUGUGAGAGCAGGAAUGCUUAAUUUUCUUCUUGAUUGGUUUUCUCAAGAAGAUAAUGACAGCACCAUUUUGAAAAUUGCGCAAUUGAUUCAAGUCAUUGGUGGGCAUAGCAUAUCUGGGAAAGAUAUCCGUAAAAUCUUUGCUCUCCUCCGUAGUGAGAAAGUUGGGACUCGGCAGCAGUACUGCUCACUAUUGUUGACAACUGUUUUGUCGAUGCUCAAUGAGAAGGGCCCAACUGCUUUUUUUGAUUUCAAUGGGAAUGAUUCUAAUGAAGAAGAGAGUUCUUUGGACUCCAUUCAAGAUUUCUUCUCUUUUCAUGGUCAGAUUGGCCCUGUCUACUUGUUUGGUGAUGCCAUUUCUCCUGAGCAAGUCCAGGGUAUCUAUUCCUUAGGACCAAGCUAUAUGUACUCGUUCCUUGAUAAUGAAGCGACACCUUUUUAUGAUAGUUCAUUGCCCAGUGGAAUUCUUGACGCUAAAGAUGGUCUGGCAUCAAAGAUCAUCUUCGGACUCAAUGCCCAGGCUAGUGAUGGCAGGAAGUUGUCUAAUGUUUCACUGGGAACAGAUCUUGCAUUAGAUAAGAAAUCAUUUGAUGCAACUGCUAUGGCUGGUACACAGUUAUGUUCACGACGCACGUUGCAAGAGAUCAUUUACUGCGUUGGUGGUGUGUCUGUGUUUUUUCCUCUCAUUUCCCAGUCUGAUAGGUAUGACAAUGAAGAAAGUGGAUCCUUUGAACAUACACUGCUUACUCCUAUCACGAAAGAACGCUUGACAGCUGAGGUUAUUGAGCUCAUAGCUUCUGUCUUAGAUGAUAAUUUAGCAAACCAACAACAAAUGCAUCUUCUUUCUGGAUUUUCAAUUCUGGGAUUUUUAUUUCAAUCAGUUCCACCAAAGCAACUCAAUUUGGAGACGCUUUCUGCUUUGAAACAUCUGUUUAAUGUUGCUGCAAACUGUGGUUUAGCAGAGCUGCUUGUUAAAGAUGCUAUAUCUUGCAUCUUUCUUAAUCCUUUCAUCUGGGUCUACACAGCAUACAAGGUGCAGCGAGAGCUUUACAUGUUUCUCAUCCAGCAAUUUGACAAUGAUCCAAGAUUGCUCAAGAGUCUGUGCCAGCUCCCUCGUGUUAUUGAUAUAAUUCGUCAAUUUUAUUGGGAUAACUCAAAAUCUCGAUUUGCUAUUGGAAGCAAGCCACUUCGGCAUCCCAUUACCAAAGUUAUCAUUGGAGAAAGGCCCAAUAGAGAAGAAAUUCGCAAAAUUCGUCUUCUUUUAUUGAGUCUUGGUGAGAUGAGCCUCAGGCAGAGCAUUGCUGCUGCAGACAUAAAGGCUCUCAUAGCCUUUUUUGAAACAAGCCAAGAUAUGACAUGUAUUGAGGAUGUUCUACAUAUGGUCAUUCGUGCUCUUUCUCAAAAACCACUGCUUGUUGCUUUCCUUGACCAAGUCAAUCUCAUUGGUGGUUGCCACAUUUUUGUUAAUCUUCUUCAGAGGGAAUAUGAGCCUAUCAGACUACUCAGCUUGCAGUUUCUGGGAAGACUUUUGGUUGGCUUACCAUCUGAGAGGAAGGUGCCAAGACUCUUCAAUCUUCCUGUUGGGAGAUCUAGAUCUCUUUCAGAAAGCCAGAAGAAAGUCGGUUCAAGAAUGCAGUCAAUAUUCUCAGCAAUUUCUGAUAGGUUGUUCAGAUUUCCACAGACAGAUAAUUUGUGUGCAGCCUUGUUUGAUGUGCUUCUUGGUGGUGCUAGCCCCAAACAGGUGUUACAAAAAUAUAACCAGGUUGACAAGCAGAGAAGCAAAGGAAAUAAUUCUCAUUUUCUCGUUCCUCAAAUCUUGGUUAUCAUUUUCAGAUUCUUGUCUAGCUGUGAGGAUGUAUCUACUAGAACAAAGAUAAUAAGGGAUCUACUUGAUCUGGUUGAUUCAAAUUCUUCCAACGUUGAAGCUCUGAUGGAAUAUGGAUGGAAUGCAUGGUUAACAGCCACUCCAAAACUUAAUUUGUUCAAAGACUGCAUGGUUGGGUCUCAAGACCAAGGUGACAGUGAGAGACUUGAGCAGAAUUUGGCGAGGAGUUUAUUUUGUGUUGUUCUUUGCCACUAUAUGUAUUCGGUGAAAGGUGGCUGGCAACAGUUGGAAGAGACGGUGAAUUUUAUACUCAUGCACUGUGACCGAGGUGGCAUCUCAUGUAGAAAGUUGCUUCAUGAUAUAUUUGAAGACUUGAUUCAAAGGCUGGUAGACUUUUCUUUUGAGGAAAAUAUCUUUGCUGCACAACCUUGUCGGGACAAUACAUUAUAUCUUCUACAGCUGAUGGAUGAGAUGCUUGUUGCUGAAAUUGAUCAUAAUAUUUUGGCAUAUAUUGGUGUAUUUCUGGAUGGAAUGAGUGUUAAGUCAAGAGAAGAACAAUCAAAAAUGGGUUUUUUCACAGCCUUUAAUGGUGACAAGGGAAUUCUUAUGAACAAGAAAGAUGUCACACCUUGGAGCUUUGUAAAUCAAGGCCCUAAAGCCUACUCAUUUGUUGCGUUACCGAUGGAGGUAGCUCUCGAUGGAAUUUUUGAUGAUUUUCCAGUUCUUCAAAUUGCCGCUUCUUUUCACAUUGUCUUAAAUCCAUGGGGUGGCAAGCAUCCAACCACACAUGAAGGUGAAAUAAUCAAUGAUAAGUGGUGGAAUUUAUAUGACAAUUUGUGGAUUAUUAUUAGUGAGAUCAAUGGUAAGGGGCCAAGCAAGAUGGUGCUUAAAUCAUCAGCAGCAGUGGGACCGUCAUUGGGUCAAAGAGCACGUGGCUUAGUAGAAUCAUUGAAUAUUCCUGCAUCAGAAAUGGCUGCGGUUGUUGUAUCUUCUUUGGAAAGAGCAUCUCGGUGUGUUCAACAGGUUAUUGCACUUUUACCUUCUGCUCUGGCUGUCGAUGAUGAGCAAAGUAAGAGCAGGUUGCAGCUUUUCAUCUGGUCUUUACUUGCUGUAAGGUCUGAAUAUGGGGUGUUAGAUGAUGGUGCUCGUUUUCAUGUUAUAUCGCACCUGAUUCGAGAAACAAUCAACUGUGGCAAAUCAAUGCUGGCUACUAGCAUUGUGGGUAGAGAUGACUCUUCUGAUUCUGGAAGUAACUCAAAAGGCACCAGCUCUAUUCACAGUCUAAUCCAAAAGGAUCUAGUGCUUGCAGCAGUUUCUGAGGAGGCAAAAUACAUAAAAUCAUCAAUAUCUGACCGCACCAGGCAGUUGGAGGAGCUCCAUGCUAGGAUGGAUGAGAAUUGCACUGUGGAAACUAAUAACAAGAAAGCAUUUGAAGAUGAGAUACAAAAUAUUUUGAACUCAAUUCUUUCUUCAGAUGACAGUAGAAGAGCUGCAUAUCAGCUUGCGCAUGAGGAGGAGGAGCAAAAUGUUGCAGAGAAGUGGAUGCACAUGUUCCGCACAUUGAUUGAUGAGAGAGGUCCCUGGUCAGCUAAUCCAUUUCCAAAUUGUGUUCUAAAGCAUUGGAAACUUGACAAGACAGAAGAUGCAUGGAGACGUAGACCCAAGUUAAGACAGAACUAUCAUUUUGAUGAGAAGCUAUGUCUUCCUCCAUCAUCCUCUGGCAAUGAGGAUACUCUUCCUGUAAAUGAAAGCAAAACUAGUUUUGUGGGCCAUAUUCCUGAGCAAAUGAAGCAGUUUCUACUGAAAGGAGUGCGCAGGAUAACUGACGAGGGGAGCUCAGAAGCUGGUGAAAAUGAUGCUGAAACCAGCGGGCGAACAACAUCUAUCCCUGAUGAUCCUUCAGAGAGUCAAUGCUUGGAUCUUGUUGGAGACAAUUGUGGACAGAAUGAUAUUCUACAAGACAAAAUAGAUUCUUCUUCCGCUUCACCAGAUACAGAAACUAGUGAGGUUCUCAUGUCUGUUCCAUGUGUACUUGUAACACCAAAAAGAAAACUGGCUGGAAAUUUGGCAAUCAUGAAAAAUGUCUUGCACUUUUUUGGUGAGUUUUUGGUUGAAGGUACUGGAGGAUCAUCUGUGUUCAAAAACUUCCACUCUUCUAUCAAGUCUGAUGCAAACAAGCUUGAACAGAAACAUAAGUCUCUUAAAUGGCCUAUACCUGUCGAUUUAAGUCCUGAGAAGGGGAUUUCUGUUGAUAAUACAGUCUCAGCAAAUGAAAAUGUGCCCCAAAGGCAGUCAAAACAUGUUAGGCGACAUAGAAGAUGGAGUGUUGGCAAGAUAAAGGCUGUCCAUUGGACUCGUUAUCUGCUUAGAUACACUGCAAUAGAGAUUUUCUUUGGUGACUCAGUUGCCCCCGUCUUCUUGAAUUUCACCUCACAGAAGGAUGCAAAAGAAGUUGGAACAUUAAUAGUUACUACCCGAAAUGAAUUCUUGUUUCCAAAAGGAAGUAGUAAGGACAAGAGUGGAGCUAUUUCAUUUGUCGAUAGGCAUGUGGCCUUGGGGAUGGCAGAAAUUGCCAGAGAGAGUUGGAGGAGAAGGGAUAUAACAAACUUUGAAUAUCUGAUGAUUCUCAACACACUUGCAGGAAGAUCUUAUAAUGAUUUAACACAAUAUCCCGUCUUCCCUUGGGUUUUGGCGGAUUAUUCCUCGGAGGAUCUUGACUUUAACAGGGCUUCGACCUUUCGAGAUCUUACCAAACCUAUUGGAGCACUGGAUGUAAAACGUUUUGAGGUGUUUGAAGAUAGGUAUCGUAACUUCUCUGAUCCUGAUAUACCCAGGUAA
This is a messenger RNA of Dovyalis caffra, 6462 nucleotides long. NCBI's taxonomy places the organism in Eukaryota, Viridiplantae, Streptophyta, Magnoliopsida, Malpighiales, Salicaceae. The record is from the annotation of a GenBank genome assembly.